This is a messenger RNA of Solea solea (common sole), 3043 nucleotides long. RefSeq names its product guanine nucleotide-binding protein G(I)/G(S)/G(O) subunit gamma-4. Gene Ontology annotation, molecular function: G-protein beta-subunit binding. Gene Ontology annotation, biological process: G protein-coupled receptor signaling pathway. Bases 772 to 1074 code for a protein of 100 amino acids. Lineage: Eukaryota; Metazoa; Chordata; Actinopteri; Pleuronectiformes; Soleidae. The transcript is spliced from 3 exons. The record is from RefSeq and is a predicted model, not a curated record. Gene Ontology annotation, cellular component: heterotrimeric G-protein complex.
ACACUGGAUCUUUAAAACCCACAAUUGAAUGUUUUAUUAAAUACAAUAAUAUCAAUUGAACCUUUUUUAUUGAGAUGACGUGUGGUUGUCGUGCAGCCUUAAAUCAGAGGUAUAAAUAAAUAAUAGAUGUAAAUAUUGAUCAUGAUUGGUUGAACAGGAGGUUUUUCAUGUGGAUGCAAAAGUGCAGUGUUGUUGUUAUGGAUGAGGCCCGUAUCCGUUGCUAUGUUGGGGAGGAGGGGGGGACCCGGUGAUGUCAAAGAUGAUGUCAAAAUAAAAUAAGGAAGCCUGCACGUACAUAAUCUGCUGCAGGAGGCAGCGUUAAAGCAAAAAAAACAAACAAAAAAACGUUUGUUUUAAUUGUGCGGGUGCGUUCACGGUCAGUGUGUCUCUGCUCCACUGAUCGAGCUCCUCUCUGCCCCACAGAGUCUGAUCGUCACUCAGAGAUCCCCCCCCACCACCACCACCACCAUCACCACCACCACCCACCGCCCGCUACAUGCGAAACAUCUCUCCAGGUCCAGCCGCUGCCGCUGCCGCUGCUCUCCAGGACCCCGCCGCUUUAGAUUUCAUCUUCCUACGCGGAUUACGCACGACGCACGGGGAUCGAGAUCCAAACGCCAGGACUCACUCAGUCACUCACCUCCGCGGGUUCAGUCCACAGUGAAACCAGGCUGCUGGGAUUUCCUCCACCUCUCAUUUCAUAUUUGACAGAUUUUUUUUUUCUCUUCUCAGUGUGUUUGAGUAAGUGUGUGUGUGCUUGCGUGCGUGUGUAUGUGUGUGUGUGUUGGGUGGAGUCAACCCGGAAUCCUCCAAAUUGGAAAUCCAUUGGCACAUUUCAGGAGCAUCAUGAAGGACGGCAUCGCCAACAACAGCACGGCCAGCAUCUCCCAGGCCAGGAAAGCUGUGGAGCAGCUGAAGAUGGAGGCCUGCAUGGACAGGAUAAAGGUGUCCAAAGCCGCCGCUGACCUGAUGGCGUAUUGUGACGCACACAUACGCGAGGACCCCCUCAUUGUGCCCGUCCCCGCCUCAGAGAAUCCGUUCCGGGAGAAGAAGUUCUUCUGCACCAUCCUCUGAUGACCUGCGAGAGGCUGCACAGGUGCAGGCAUGGCGUUGCCUGGCUUCCCUGUCUUCACCACACCUGAAGCUACAUGGCCAUAGGCGUUGAGUUGAGUUUUGCCCGGUGGACACUGUUGUUGGUCAGCUCUGUCCUGGUGGCUGAGGGGUUUUGGGGGAGUCGGCUAGCAAACUGGCAACCCAGUGAGCGUAUCAUGUCUUGUUAAAUAGGUUUGUUAUUGCUUUGUUAUUAGAGAACAGCCUUGCUCAGUGCUUAAUGAGAUGAGAGAUCUUUUCCUUUUCUCUUUUUUUUCUUUCAUUGUGCUAAAUUUUAACAUGCCUCAGGAGACAGUCAUUUGCCCAGUGUCGACUUCUUUUUGAACAUUAAUUCCCUUUCUCUUUACCCGAGUAGAAAACAUACAUCUUUUUUUAUUGUCUCGAACAUUUGAGCUAAAAGUACGGCUGGAAUUUGACACCUUCCCCCAUUAGUGGUUUCUGUUUCAAUUUGCCUCCAGUCACCGACAAUUAACCUGCUCAUUUUAGCGCCGCAGCACAGCAUUAGAAACCUUAUCUCGUUGUCAUUGUUUCGUUUGUGCAGACUGCACUCGUAGUAAGUAGGCGGCGGCUGCUGCAAAUAAAUAAAUUGACUCUCUGCUUAUUGAAAGGUGCAGAGCUAAUGUUUCAGCGGCGAGAUGAUUUCUUCAGGGUUAUCGCUGUGCAAACAGCCCGUAAGUCAAAAAUUAUUUAUGAAUCUGCUGCCUCCCUCGCUGGCCUGCUCUCGUGCGUUCUACCUUUACUGCUCACUCUGAUUUACUCUUCAUACACUUCAGCCACUUCACGUCAGAGACGCUAUCCGUUCAUUUCCUUUUACAAAGCUGUGGAAUAACCGUUCCUGUUUCUUUUUUUUCUUUUAACAGCCUUGUUUGGUCGCUGGGCAUGUUUCCUGAGCGUGAUUCUUUUCUGCCUGUCCUAGAGUGAAUGGCACGGCCUUUGACAUUAAUGCCAAAGUAGAGGCCUGCAUGUUUCUCUGCUCCUUUCUGACAGCCUCCUCCUCUGUUUCCCAGAGACUGUCAGUCCUUUAGGGUGUACAGUAUGUUACAGUGCCAAUGUCUGUGCGAGCAGCGUGAUCUUCACACUGUGGUCGUGCAGAUUUAUUUAUUUUUAUUUUAUUUAUUUUUCUCAUUCUGUUUUUGUUUGUUUUGGACGAAAAAGCACACUGUCGAGACAUUUCCUUUACAUGGUAGUUGAAUAGCAUUUGCUGAUUUUUAUGAUGAAUUGUUAAUGAUCGUUAUUAAUAUUGUUAUUAUCAGUAGUAUUAUUGAAUAUUUGUUGCAUAGCACUGAGAGCUACAUGAUGUGUAGUGCUAAGCUUGUAUGAUACUUACUAAAAAAAACAACAUUUAUAAAUCAUGCAAUUAUUGAUACUAUUUGAGUAUUUUUUAAAAAUAAUGGUAAGGGUCGGUUUACAUAAUAUGACCCCGUUUGGUGGUUCUGGCUUCUUCUUCUUUUUGCAUUAUCGUUUCUGUAAAAUUUAAUGAAAUUUCCUCUUGGUACUUGAAUAUACUUUGCAUUAGGAAUCCAAAUCUGGAGAAGAUGCUGGACAAACUCUAAAAACUAUUGCAGCCAAAUUUCUUUUAGGACAGUUUAUUUCCUAUUUGAAAACCUGAGCGUGACCUCAGGACAAUCUCGCUGACCUCAUCUUAAGGAUGGUGCCAAAUCUGAAACAAGAAAACAUAACGGCUACAGAUGAAUAUUGCAUGGAUUUAUUUCUACGUAUAGCAGAGAGAACUAUUAUGAAAAGAAACAUUGCCUCUUUCGUUGACGUUUGGGUGCUUCUCUGCACAGAAUAAUCUCACUGGAGUCCCGAUAUGUCGACAAUGUGCAGCUGUGUUCAUGAAUGGUAUUAUUGUUUUGGGAAACAAUAGCAUUUAAAUAGCAGGCUUUGUAAAUCCUUUGAUGAAUCAAAUGAAUUAAAGGAAAAGGGCAACCCA